AUGGCGGCUUUCCGCGACAUUGAGGAGGUGAGCCAGGGGCUGCUGAGUCUGCUGGGGACCAACCAUGCCCAGGCACAGCAGCGACGCCUCCUGGGACGCCACGAGCAGAUCCUGGAGCGGCUGCUGGAGAUUCAGGAUGGCGCCGAGCAGCAGCUGCGAGAGACGCUGGCCGAGGAGGAGAAGGUGGCCCAGAGCCUUCUGGAUGCCAAGGAGCGCGUGUGCCAGGGCGGUGCUGAGCUGCAGCGGCUGGAAGCCGAGCUCCAGAAGGCAGGGGAGGAGGACGCCAUCCUGCAGGCCAGGCUCACCCAGCUCAGCGGGGAGCUGCAGGACCUCAGGGAGCUGGAGGCCGAGCUCGACCGUCAGGAGAGGGAGGUGGACGAGGACACCACGGUCACCAUCCCUUCCGCCGUUCCACCACGGCCCCAGCGUGGCCCAGCCCAUCCACCUGGACAGCGCCCAGCUCUCCAAGCAGUUCAUCAGCGACUACCUCUGGAGCCUGGUGGACACCGAGUGGUAGCCGGGGGCAGCAGGGACCGUCCCGUCCAGCGGCGGGAGGCGGCUGUGGAGGGCAGCAAGUGGCCGGUGGUGGGAUCAGGUGUGACCCGUACGCACUGAGCGUGGCGGGAGGCUGAGGCAGGAGGAUCGCGGCGAGGGUGAGGACAGCCAGCGCCACUUACAAGACCCGGUCUCGAAAGGCAGGGGAAAGCUAGUAAUAAAAUUGUUUGUACGUAA
Molecule: messenger RNA, 732 nt
Organism: Cavia porcellus (domestic guinea pig)
Lineage: Eukaryota; Metazoa; Chordata; Mammalia; Rodentia; Caviidae
Gene: Spc24
Product: SPC24 component of NDC80 kinetochore complex
Exons: 4
Coding region: 1-615 (204 amino acids)
Biological process (GO): chromosome segregation
Cellular component (GO): Ndc80 complex
Molecular function (GO): microtubule binding
Source: RefSeq, a predicted model, not a curated record